GAAAUGCAAAAACCUUUCCAAAGGUUUUCCUUGGUUGGGAGAGGAAGAGAAAUGAGAGAGGAGACACGAAUGACUAUUCCAGAGCUACAUAAAUAAUUUCCAGCGUGGGACAGACAGUUGUGAACUUCCUUCCAGGCUCUGUCACACUGGUGUUUACUGGCGGGAGACCAGGCAGAGCAGGUUCUCGCCCCCUGGGAUUUCCUGGCUGGUGAAGAGGCCAGGCUGUCUGGAGAGGUGGAGUGCCCUUCAGUGGCUCUCUUUCAACAAGCCCAGCAAGAUGUCAGAGCUGCUCUCAGUCUUCCUCCACCUCCUUCUCUUCAAGUUGGUUGCCCCGGUAACCUUUCGCCACCACCGCUAUGAUGACCUUGUGCGCACGCUAUACAAGGUGCACAACGAAUGCCCCCAAAUCACGCGGGUCUACAGCAUCGGGCGCAGCGUGCAGGGGAGACACCUCUACGUGCUGGAGAUCAGUGACUACCCUGGAUUCCACGAGCCCUUGGAACCGGAAGUCAAGUACGUGGGGAACAUGCACGGCAACGAGGUGCUGGGCCGCGAGCUGCUGCUGCAGCUGUGCGAGUUCCUGUGCGAGGAGUUCCGCAACGGGAACCGGCGCGUCGCGCGGCUGGUGCAGGACACGCGCAUCCACGUCCUGCCGUCCAUGAACCCCGACGGCUACGAGGUGGCGGCCGCCAAGGGCCCAAACUCAUCUGGGUAUCUGGUUGGCAGGAACAAUGCAAAUGGAGUGGACCUGAACCGAAACUUCCCUGACCUCAAUACCUACAUCUACUACAAUGAGAAGUACGGCGGUCCCAACCACCACUUGCCCCUUCCAGACAACUGGAAGAGUCAGGUGGAGCCCGAGACGCAGGCGGUGAUCCAGUGGAUGCGCUCCUUCAACUUUGUCCUUUCAGCCAAUCUCCACGGAGGGGCGGUGGUGGCCAAUUACCCCUACGACAAGUCCCUGGAGCAUCGGGUCCGCGGCUUCCGCAGCGCUGCCAACUCCCCCACGCCCGAUGACAAGCUUUUCCAGAAGCUGGCCAAGGUCUACUCCUAUGCACACGGAUGGAUGCACCAGGGCUGGAACUGUGGGGAUUACUUCCCAGAUGGCAUCACCAAUGGGGCUUCCUGGUAUUCUCUCAGCAAGGGAAUGCAAGACUUUAAUUAUCUCCAUACCAACUGCUUUGAGAUCACACUGGAACUGAGUUGCAACAAGUUUCCCGGCCAAGAGGAAUUACAGCGGGAGUGGCUGGGUAACCGGGAAGCCCUAAUCCAAUUCUUGGAACAGGUUCACCAUGGCAUCAAGGGAAUGGUGCUUGAUGAAAAUUAUAAUAAUCUUGCAGGGGCUGUCAUUUCUGUCAGUGGGAUUAACCAUGAUGUCACUUCAGGUGACCACGGUGAUUACUUCCGGCUGCUGCUUCCAGGUACCUACAUUGUCACUGCCACAGCACCUGGGUUUGACCCAGAGACAGUGAGUGUGACCGUGGGUCCUGGGGAACCAAUACUGGUUAACUUCCACCUCAAGAGGAGCAUGGCUCAAGCAAGCCCUGUGAAGAGAGCACCCAGCGGGGGACGUAGGGUCAGAGUGAAGGUGCAGCCCAGGGGUGCCAGAAAGAAAGAAAUGGAGGUGAAGCAGCCCCGCAGAGGCCCUGCCUGAACCCCGCUGUGCCGGGCAGCCCUCGCUCCUGCUCUCAGGUCCGGUGGAGCAUUCUAUCUAUUUUAUUAUCUGGGACAUAUUUAAAUAUAAACAUAUUCAGAACAA
Molecule: messenger RNA, 1759 nt
Organism: Microcebus murinus (gray mouse lemur)
Lineage: Eukaryota; Metazoa; Chordata; Mammalia; Primates; Cheirogaleidae
Gene: CPN1
Product: carboxypeptidase N subunit 1
Biological process (GO): peptide metabolic process; protein processing
Molecular function (GO): metallocarboxypeptidase activity; zinc ion binding
Source: RefSeq, a predicted model, not a curated record